This is a messenger RNA of Bactrocera neohumeralis, 10040 nucleotides long. It is a transcript of the gene Syt7, whose product is annotated as synaptotagmin-7. Gene Ontology annotation, molecular function: clathrin binding; calcium ion binding; SNARE binding. Bases 101 to 952 code for a protein of 283 amino acids. The record is from RefSeq and is a predicted model, not a curated record. Gene Ontology annotation, cellular component: synapse; membrane; axon. NCBI's taxonomy places the organism in Eukaryota, Metazoa, Arthropoda, Insecta, Diptera, Tephritidae. The transcript is spliced from 7 exons. Gene Ontology annotation, biological process: vesicle fusion; regulation of dopamine secretion; calcium-ion regulated exocytosis.
AACGGCAGCACAGGCUCAAAAUAAGACUGUAAUCGGCUCAAAUUCGAGUGGUGGCACUGAAAGUGGCGGUGUUAAGGAUGGCACAAAUAAGAGUAUUUCUAUGACCGACAUGUAUAUCGACAAUUCAGAACCCAGUGAGAAUGUUGGUCAAAUACACUUUUCUUUGGAAUACGACUUCCAGAAUACAACACUCAUCCUAAAAGUCUUGCAAGGAAAAGAGCUACCAGCUAAAGACUUAAGCGGCACUUCGGAUCCAUACGUACGUGUUACAUUGCUUCCCGAUAAGAAACAUCGCUUGGAGACAAAAAUCAAGAGACGCACAUUGAAUCCACGUUGGAACGAAACAUUUUAUUUUGAAGGAUUCCCCAUACAAAAACUACAAUCUAGGGUAUUGCAUUUGCAUGUAUUCGACUAUGAUCGGUUUUCGCGUGACGACUCCAUUGGUGAAGUGUUCCUACCACUGUGUCAGGUUGAUUUCGCUAGCAAGCAAUCAUUUUGGAAAGCACUGAAACCACCGGCUAAGGAUAAAUGCGGUGAAUUGCUUUCAUCGCUCUGCUAUCAUCCAUCAAAUUCAGUACUAACAUUAACAUUGAUUAAAGCGCGAAAUCUGAAAGCAAAAGAUAUCAAUGGCAAAUCAGAUCCAUAUGUUAAAGUCUGGCUACAAUUCGGCGAUAAGCGUGUCGAAAAACGAAAGACUCCAAUAUUUAAUUGCACACUCAAUCCUGUCUUUAAUGAGUCAUUUAGUUUCAAUGUACCGUGGGAGAAGAUACGGGAAUGCUCCUUAGAUGUAAUGGUAAUGGAUUUUGAUAAUAUUGGACGAAAUGAGUUAAUUGGAAGAAUUUUAUUGGCUGGAAAAAAUGGCUCUGGUGCUUCCGAAACUAAACACUGGCAAGACAUGAUAUCAAAGCCGCGUCAAACUAUUGUUCAAUGGCAUCGAUUAAAACCAGAGUAAACAUCACAAACACCAGAGACAGUGCGCCGCAAAGCAUCCACAAUGAAACGCGUCUUUCUGCACUACUUAUCAAGCAAUCCAAAAAGCCGUGCUAAGCCGCAGUAUAACGAAAAUGCAGACUUAUGAUAAAACUAAAGCCACUUUUCAAAAAAACAUACACCGUGUACAAAUGUCACUAUUGUUGUUAUUGCAGUUUUGGAAUUGGAAGUUGACACUGCAAUUCUCAACAUACAUAUGUGCAAACGAAGAUUUCUCCCCAUUUUUGGAUGUUGUGUUGUGUUUGCGGAAAGCACGUUCCAAAUCUGCGCAGAUAUGCUCAAUCCGCUUAAGAUCCGGAGACUGAUAGGGGUGUUACUAAAACUUUUAGGUUGUUGUACAACUACGUAUCUUUGUAUUGCAAGCUGUCUUUUCGUCAAUCUUUGAGGAUACAAUCAGGUCCAAAUAUGUUGAACUUCGUUCGUUAUUAAAAAUUACUUUCUACCAAAACUCGGUUCCAGGAUUUAAGUAAGUUUUGCGAACUCCAAACUCUUCUUAGCUAGCAGCUAACGGCAUUUUUGCAAAGCCUUUUACAAACUAAAUUUUCAAAUACUUUUUCAAGGCACUAUACAUACAUAUGUAUAAAUGUAUGAAAGUGGUAUAUUAUAAAGAAAUAUUUAAUAAGUAGUUCUUGUUUUUACAUUGCCUGCAAAUAUUCUUUUGAAAUAGAGCGUAAAUUAAAAUGUAAUCAAUUAUGAAUGCUAUCAUAAAUAUUCACAAAAUGAGUCUCUAAUCUAAACAUACGAUUGCAUAUGAACGUAUAAUAAAAUAAGCCAAAAGACGAAUAUACAUAUAUGUACAUAUGUACAUAAUACGUCUAUAAUGACAAUGUUUAAUUCUGAGCACAUUUUUCAUUCCAUGCUCAGCUCUAACUUUUAAAUUAAAAUUCUUCCUUUCGAACUAGAUGCGGACAAUUCCCAGACUUUUCCGGACCUUCUCUAUAAUUUAUGUUCUCUGGCAAUAGUGCUAUCGUUCUUUUCUUGUUAAAAAGUGUUACAGCAAUCCUUUUUCUAUUCAUUUCUAUAAUUAAUUUUAAGUCUUAAGUUUUAUUAAUACAAAAAAAGAGAUUUAUUUUCUCAUUUGAAUCAUUCACAGUAGUAAAACUGAUUUUCAAUAUGCAAAAUCUAAGUUCAUAGCCUUAAAGAUAGCGGUUAUACCACAUUAAUGAGGUGUCCGCAUACUCUCUUGUACGAAUUCAACACAAUAACUUUAUUGUUAGAUUUACAUGUAACUAUUUGGACAAGAAAGUAGAAGCGAGUAGAGAAAUGGCGAAUCGAAGACAGCUAUGUAUGUUCAGUAAACCAGACAUACUUACAUUCAUACAUACGAAUAAAUGUGGACAUGUGUUUACAUAUGGUAUAAUGUAUUUUGUAAAAAACUUUUCAUUUCAAAAUAUUCUGGCAAAUAGAAAACUUGGUAAAGAAAUUUAUUUUAUCGAAUUUAUGGGGUCAAUGACAAAAAAUUAUAGAUUUAUACAUUGCUAACAAAUGUUAAAGUAAAUUUAUGUAGACAAUAUAAUGCAAGAAACUAAGUAUUGGUUAACCAUACUAAGUUUAAUACAACCAUAGUUCCAAAUAUUGCUUUAAAAAUAAUUGAAUUAACAUUUGAAAAAGUUUUUUUUAUUUUGUGAUCUAAAAUUCUAAUCAAAUUUUUAAUCACAAACCCCAAAUAGUAUUUAAAUAAUAAACUAUAACAUGUAAAUAUUUUCAUGCAUGGUCAAAGAUAUGUAUGAAUAUUUAAAUUUGGUACUAUUCUUUAGUGUGGCUAAAAUAUUUGAAUUGUACACCAUUCCCAAAUAAAAGUACAAGUACUGUGAUUGCUAAGCACGUUUUUCCCAUAAUUUUUUUCCCAAAAGUAAAGAAAAAAAUGAGAAGAAAUGUGCCAAAAAUUUUACGAUAUGAACGCAAAAAGGGAACAUAUUCCAGAGAACAAAGCCGUAUAAAAGUAAUAAUAAUAACAUUUAAUUAAAAUCAAUUAAUAUAUGCAAAUAAAACACACAAAAAUAAAUGUAAGUGAUAAUUAAUAUUCCUGCAAAUACAAUAAAAAUAACUAAGCCAAAACUACAAAAAACAGGAGCGAAACAUGUUGAAAAUUUGCAAUUGUUAUUAGUUUAGACGUCAAAGAAAAUAAAUAAAAUAUAUACUGGAUGUAUAAUUAAAAAUGGCGAGUGUUUGUUAAAGUAUGAAUAUACAAUGCAAACGUACAUGUUAGAAUAUGAUAUUAACACUCCCAAGAAAGUAUAAAUAAUUAAAUACUACAAGUAUACAUGGUAUGUAUAUUCAUAUAUAUGUAUAUAUACAUAUCUAUAAUUGCACAUAACAGCAUACAUUGUGCAUAAAUGUACAUAUAUAUACAAAUAUGUAUUUAUUUAAAAUUACAUAUAAUAUGUAUAUGGGAUAUAUUACAGUUAAUUUGUUAAGUCGUUAAAUUUUGACUUUAAAGUCUCAAUGUAGACAUGUCGUCAAUGACAAGCAAAUACUAUUUGUCGCAACAGUGCUGUGCUAAAACCACCUGAAAAAGUGUGUGUUAAAGCUGUAAAAAUGGUAAACUAUUUUUUAAUGUUAUCAUAUUUAUUAUUGAAAUGAAACAAGCUUGAACUGCAUACUGAACUUAAAAAACUGUUGGAUACACUUGUUGUUUACAAGUACAUAUAUAUAUUUAUUUUAACAAACUAAAUUAAGAUAUAAUAAAUAUGCAUUAUUCAAAUCAUACUCAUAAGCAAAAUAUUUUUAUUUUAAAUAUACUUUGUUUAAAAUUAUGUUGUCCUUAUAGGUUCUCACAGCAUUUCUUUAUUACCCAUUCUUUUUUUGUAUAAAAAAUCAAUUUUUUAGGUUCUUUAAUAUUAUUUAUGUAGAACAAUGUAUGUAUAUUUAUGUACAUAAAUUAAUUCAAUUGUAGCGGCAGGAAAUCUAAAAAAAAAGUUAUAAAAGCGAGUCCACACUUCUGUAAAAAAGGCUACAUUUUUAAAUACUGGAGAUACAUACGAAAAAUGCAAUGGACAAUAUAUAAAACGUUUCUGCGUUAAAAAAACACUUUUUGAACUUCUAUAUUCCUUUCUGUAUACAUAUUUUAGAAAAAGCAUAUUUAAAUUGUAACACGAAAACAAUAAUUUGUCAAUUCUACAAGCUUUGUUGUUUCUCUUGACGCGUCACUACAUACGGCGCUUUGUUAAAGACUACAUGACAGAGAUAAAGAGAUCCCCAACUCUCCUGCCACUGGAAAUGUGAGAACCGCUCACCUACCGAACUUUGACAGUUGACUGGAUUGGGUAGGUUUUGACGUUUUGCAAUUGAAAUGACUGGAACGGCAAGAUUUGUUGAAUUUGUUGCCGCCGUUCAAGAUCGCUAAUAAAAACUUAAAACAAUGAAAAUCCAAGAAAAUGUGUAAUUUAAAUAUAUUUCAUGAAACGUUUUGUAAUUUGAUGCAUAAUGGAAUUAAUAUUCAAUUACAAAUUAUUAAAAACAUUUAUUAAUUGGGAACUAACAGGCUUAAUUCACCUUAUUAAGUAUUGAAAGAUCAAAAGUCAGUUGUUUUAAUAUACCAUAAAAUCAUAAAAAAGGAUUUAAGUAGUUUCGUCAUAUAUUAAAAGUCCAAUAUAUAAUAAUUUGCAAUCGUAGUAAAUGUUGAGUGUUUUAAUUUAAAAUGCCCAAAAAUUCUUAUUUUGUUCGAUCUGGCAAUAAUGGAAAAUGUUAUAAAAAACGCUUAUUUUAAGGCGCUCUCACACUUAUCCCUACUACAUGAUACAAAACUCUCUGAUUCGAGAGAGAGGUAUUAAAACUCAAUUUUAAAAAACAUUUGUCAGUGAUGCCACUUUUCAAAAAAAAUGGUUGGGCAUUUCGAUAUUUUCUUGAUUUUACAUAAGAAAUAUAUUCCUGUAUCUGCUCAAUUUACGCCUACCAGUAAGUUUACAAAUCGUAAACCUUUAUUAUAAUAAACAUGACUCGAGUAUAUUGUAUAAAUGGUUAGUUAAAGUUUUGAUAAAUCUUAUUAAACGCUACGUCAAGAAAUAUAGCACCUUGAACUCGAAUGCCUUCCUUAUUUCAUUUGUAAUUCGGCUGACUUGUUCUACAAUACCACGUUUUUCAUGAAAGCCGAAUUGGUGUUCUGGUAUAACUUUGUUACGAUGGAGAAUAGGAGAUAUCUUUAAAAGCAAAAUUCUUUCGAAUAAUUUGAAAAUGCAGGGUAUUAGGCUCAUUCGUCUGUAAGAAGGCGCCUGUGUGUGUACUUUCCUUGUUUGGAUAUCAAUAGCAACUGCGACUUGUUCCACGCGUUUGGAAAGUAGCUCAGAAUGACAUUUAAGAGUACAGAGAGCAAUGCUAGGGCAACACUUGGUAGCUCUUUUAGCAUUUUCGGUGUAAUAAGGUCAUGGCCUGGAUAUUUGUUUGGAUUCGAUUGCUGAGACGCAUUUACUACUGCCGGGGUUGAUAUUUUAACCGUCUCUUGAGUUUCAAAACCAUUCUCAAUUAAUUCAUUUAGAUAUUAUUUUUAGAUGCCCAGUUCCCGAGCACACGCGGACAUACAACCUAUAUAUAGCAAAUAGAACUCAUAACAACAUAUCAUGAUUUUCUGAAAAACGUUUGAAUUCAAUGUUAAUUGUAUCGUUUCUUGAAGUGUCCUUUUGCAUUUAUUUUGUCAGUAACUUUCAACAGGUUUAUUUCUGCAAUCCCACAUUUUCUGAUAUCAGCUGCUUAAAAUUCCCUGAUGUGGCAGUGCACUAACAUAUCAGGAAACACAUUUGAGAGUAAAAUGAGGGAAAAUGAUAGAGUCUCGCUUCAUGACAUUGUUGAACAUAAACUUACGAAAUGAAAACUAUGGCGUAUGGCAUACAGCAAUUAAAAUAUCCUAGAUCUAUUGAAAUACAGUAAAGCCUCUACUUGUGGACACCUUCAUAAACGGACCCCUCUAUUAACCGCACAAAUAUUCAGAGACCAAGGUGUCCGUUAGGUUUCCAGAACAAAAUCCAAUCUAACAACCGGACACUCCCCUGACCGGAAGCGGAUACUGUUUUUUAACGGACAAGAAAAUUUAAUUACUGAAUGAAAGUGUAAGGAAAAUAAUAAAAAAAUUAUUAUCAAUAUAAAAAUAUUAAUAUUUGCAUCAGAAAGUCUCUAACAAACAAUCGUAAAAAAAUUGACAAUUUAAGCAUUAAUAAAUAUGUAUGUAUUUACACAAAAAAUGUUUAUGCUGUCUGUGCUUUGCCAAGCGCUAGACAGAAGCAAAUCAAAGCAACUAUACUGGUUGUUCAAAGGAUCUGCCAGUACUUACGGUGCAACCCUUCGCUAACAUGUCUUGUCUCUGACGCAUGUGCAAACAACUUUUCAAAAACUAUUUUUUUCCACAAACAACUAUUAGCUAUUAUUUAGUUUUUAAAAAUCAAAAAAUACUGAUGGCUGACUUAGACUUGUAGUUCUCUUACUCUCGCUAGGGCUACCAGUGUUAGCCAUUAAUCUUGACAGGGCCGCUAUCACUGUAGUUGGCUUUUUCAAAAUGCGCUUUGAAACUGAGCCUCGUAUCAAUCAUAACGCCAAGGUACCUCAGUGAAGUUUGCGUUGUAACCUUGUAUCCAUCGAUGUUGAUGAAGGUGACCGUUUCUAGUAUUUUUCUGAUCGUGAUAAGCACCGCUUACUCUUUUCUCCGGCAAGCUGCAGCUUAAUUUCCGCGAGCCAAUACUUGAUUUUGCUUUGAAAGCAUUUUUCGCGUCAAGUGAGAUAACUGCGCAAUAUUUUUAAUCGCCAUGCAUCCAUCUGGUUCCUCUAUUGCCUUGGCAACAAUGUCAGCCAAUAUUCCGACUGCGCCUACGGUGGAUCUAGCUAUGUUUUCUAAAUCCAAAUUGCUUUUCAGACAAGCCAAACAGCUCUCCUUUAGGUGACAUUCCAGUGAUGUGCAUUACUAUUUUAUUUGCAUCACCCCACGAAAUUUCAUCCAACUUUUUGAUAGUGGAACCAUUAUCAAAUGUUAUAAGAAAUGUGUAUUUUGACAGCGUUCUCUCGAAUCAAAGAUUAUCACGUUAUGCAUGGUGCUGCCAAUGUUUAACCGUAAUAAGCAUUUUUACUUUCUACCUAGCACAUAAUCGCCAUACGUGUUUUAAACUGAGAUACGACUGUUACUUUUUGAUUAAGAUAGUGAAAAAUCGAUAACUUUUAACAAAUUUUAAAUGGCGAUGAUAUAAUGGUCUAUUCUACUGCUGAAUCAGUGACUAUUGGCUUUGUGCCAAAGGUACCUUUUUUCUAUGUGUGUAGUUGGGUGGAAAAAUGUACUAUGGUGUUAGCUAUGAACUAUUGAUAUAUGAAAUUCAAAACUAACGCUCAUCCAACGCUUAAAUGUUUUUAUUUAUAUUCAAAAUAUAUACAAUUCAAAGCAAAUACUUUCCUUCGAUAGAGUAACUGAAGAAAUUGCAUUCAUUAGAGGUUUUGCUUUGAAUUUAAAACUUUAGCCAGCGUACUAGUUAUCAGGUAUACUUGUAUUGCAACUACGUAUGUAUAUCUUUUCAAUAACUUUGUACAUACAUACAUAUGUACAUAUCAUUACAGGAUAAUGUUUAUCUUCAUGUCUUCAUGAUGUCCGGUGAUUGGAAAAAAUUUUGAACGCAUUUAAAGAACUCCAUGAUUAUUGGGCACAUCACUUACAAAAACACCAUGGUUGCUUUCAAUAAUACAUAUAAGGGAGGAAAAUUUAUUUUAGACCAAUGUUACGGUAUUUUAAAGACAUGAUGGUGAAAUACAUAUGUACAUACAUAUCGCUCAUUUGCUGCAAGACCGGCAUAAGUCAAAAAAAUCGAUUUGCCAGAAAACGCGUUAAAAGUUUUCAACUGACUCCAACCUUACACGGAAAACAGGAAUCAUAUUCUCUUCUCAAGCGGAGCAUAUAAGAGGUAUUCAUAUGAAUUUUUCACUCAGCAUAAAGUAUGAUAUAACGAACAAUUCUGCAUCAUUAACUCAAAAAUCACGUUUUUUGAUUUAUGCCAGUCUUGCAGCAAAUGAGCGAUAUGUAUAUUUACCAAAAAUUUAGAACAAAACGGUUUUUAGUGCAUUUACGUUACGCAUCAUAUGUGUAAUGCGGGAACUUUUUGGUCCCUCAAUUACUGUAAUCAAAGAUGAUGUUAUUUAUUUGAAUUAAGGACAUGAAACUUUACAUUUAAAGAUUACAGUAUAUUGAUUAAUUCAUUUUAUUGUUUUUGAUAUGUAAUUGAUACUUAAUGAAACCAAAAGAAAAUCAUAUUAAAAUAAAACACGUUAUUACAUAAUUUUCUUUAGGAUUAAAAAGAUCGCUUCAUUUGUUAAACGCCAUAAAUAAAAAAAAUUAUAAUAUCACAUAAUUGUUCCUAAGAGCUAUAUACAUACAAAAUUUAAAGUUUAGUGGCACUUACUAAUCAUCUGAAUGGAAUUCAAACUUAACCAUUCACAUUUUCGUAACUCUGCAUAUUUAUGUACAUAUGUGAGAAAUGUCCGCCUUGACCAUCUGGCCAAGAACGGCAAACAAUGGCCAAACUUCUUUUGUUAGUUUUCCACCUCGUCUAUAAUAUUAUAUGUGAACGUGGUCUAAACGAAGAAGAACGAGAAGUGGAAGAAGUAGUUUCAAAUGUGGAAGACAAGGGCUCCGUUUUGCAGCUUUAUUAAGUAAAAUUUUGAAAUUUAAGACUGUCAAUCAAAUAGAGUAGCUUGGUAAAAUUCUGAUGCUCGGAUUCACCACGAACAAUGUCAAAAUUUCGCUUUCAAAAUUUUCAUUUUCUUUAUAGUAUAACAAUGUUUUGAUAGAUAACAUGUGUAUGUAUGUAUGUAAAUACAAGAUUUGAAGCCUCAAGUAAACUCUGAUAACUCCUUUUUCAAAAUGUUAUCGUAGUAAACUUUCUUACAUUAAAUUCGUACUGAAAACUACACUUUAAAUUCACUACGCUUGCAGAACCUAAUGUUAAAACGUUAAUUAAAGCCACAUUUUUACUAAACAUAUGUAAGUAUGUGGCUUGGAAAUACGUUUUCUUUUCUUUCGGUUUCUCACGAUAUUUUGGUAUCAUUUAUAUAGCUGUAAGUUUCGUAAUUGUUAAAUAGAUUUCAUAGUUUUUCUCUAUAAAUAUGAGAAAAUAAUUACACUGUGCGUCAACAGAUCAACUGCCCUUUUCGUCCAGCCGAUCAAACAUAAUCUGUUUUGAAGGGAAAAUUUAAUUUCGAAGACCCAGGCAGAUAAAAAUUUUAUUUCCACGCCUUGCAUAAAGAGGAGGACUAUUUUGAACGCUUAAAGGUCGGAGGUGUAAUACCUGUAGUGUGGGGAGUCACAUCAUAUUUUGACAAAUAAAAUGGCAGUUUUUAACGCCAAAAAUGAAUGCAAAUAAGUAUAAUUACAUACUCAAAAACUGCUUUUCUCCUUUCAAAAAUAAAUUUUGCAAUCUAGAAUAAUCUUUCCAGCACAACAUUGCCCCAAUUCUCGCCGACCAAUCAAAACAUCAAUAAAAAAAAAAUGUCUAAAUUAAUAAAACUUUUAUAUAUUACUUAAUAACAGAACAACUGUUCAUCUUUAUUGCCAUUUUAAGACUAAACUUUAAUUGGUCUUUUCUUAUAAUCUAAACUCUACUGCCGACAUAGACCGUGGCGAGAAAGUUGUUGCGACACUUGCAGCGCGCGAAUUAAUGUGAAAUUUCCAACAGCGAAGCGAGCAAUAGAUCAAACUAAAAUUCCUUCGAAUUUUGGUCAGCACGCGCAUUGUUUCAGGAAUCGUGCGGACAUUCAAUUUCUGUAGAAUUUUGAUCUGCUCGCGCAUUGUUGCGGGAAUCGCAAAAAUUCUUGUUAAUUUCAGAAAUGAGAAAUUUAGGCGUUAACUUCUAUCAUCAGGAGUAACCGCCUUCCUCCCUGUUCUAAAUAUAAUGAAGAAUGUCAGGGAAGUAUUGGUAGAAUUCCCCCAAAGCGUAACCAGUCGACGCUAUAAUGAUUUCUUCCUCAACCAUCACAUUAUACAUAUUUUAUUAAAAAACUAAAUGAUUCCUUCCUAAAUGAGUUUGCACCUGCUGAUAGAUCUCUUCAAAAGAACGUUUUCAACCACUCCAAAAUGCUGUUCUCUUUUU